Cuscuta europaea is the source of this 956-nucleotide messenger RNA. NCBI's taxonomy places the organism in Eukaryota, Viridiplantae, Streptophyta, Magnoliopsida, Solanales, Convolvulaceae. The record is from the annotation of a GenBank genome assembly.
GGCAAAGGCAAAUUAAGCCAUGAGGAGGAUGAUAGGAUUGCUGGUCUUGAGUUUGGUGGCGAAUACUGGAAGCUCCUCCGGGCCUUCUCCGCCACCUCUGGCGGCGUGCUACAGCGAGCGGCCAACCUUCUGCUCGUCUUGUGGAGCCGGGACUGUUACACAACUUGGUGGCCUCCAAACUUAUCUCACCGGACCACCCCAUUCCAAAAAUGCAAUUCUUAUGAUCUCUGAUAUUUAUGGGAAUGAACCUCCGAUUUUCAGAAGCGUUGCAGACAAAAUUUCAGGUGCUGGGUUCCUAGUUGUGGCUCCUGAUUUCUUCCAUGGUGACUCUGCUAACCCAGGCAACCCUAAAUAUGAUAAAGCCGCUUGGAAGCUAAAUCAUACAGCGGAAAAAGGAUAUGAAGAUGCCAAAUCAGUAAUUGAUGCUUUGAAACAAAAUGGCAUAUCUGCCAUUGGGGUAGCCGGGUUUUGCUGGGGAGGAAAGGUAGCCGUGAAGCUGGCAAGUACGGGAGAAGCUCAGGCUGCAGUUCUGUUGCAUCCUAGUAAUGUCACUGCUGAGGAGAUGAAAGCGGUUGAAGUCCCAAUAGCUGUUUUGGGAGCUGAACGUGAUAAUGGUUUGCCAGUAGCACAGAUGACACUAUUUAAUGAGAUUUUAUCAUCUCCUGAGCAUAAGAUUGAUCACCUAGUGAAGAUGUACCCCCGUGUUUGUCAUGGAUGGACCAUUAGGUACUUUGUCAAUAAUACUUUUGCUGUCAAUAGCGCAGCAGAGGCGCAUCAAGACAUGAUAAACUGGUUUGACGACCACGUGUCCAGGUCAAAUAAGUGUAUGUAAAACAACGAACCUUCCAAAGGCAAAUAAAUCCAAUGACUGCUGCUUCUUAUUUGUACUGUUAUGAUGAUAGAUCUUUGUUACUCAUAUACACAGUAGCUAACUAGUAUCAGUCUUAUCAUCAGCU